UGUUCAAAUCGUCUCUCUCUCUCUCUCUCUCUCUCUCUCUCUCUCUCUCUCUCUCUCUCUCUUUUCUGUGAAUGGAAAUGUGUGUCCAGUGCUUCCGCAGAAACGUUUGCUUCCUCCGAUAAAUUUUCCACCCACUUUUCUGCAGAAUACCUAUCAAUCACCGGAUCUAUCUCUGCAGGCAGCCAACACUCAACAUGCUUCGAUCAUUAGCCAGAGGCUUCAAGAACCUGGUCAUCCAUGAUUCUUUGGCUAAGCAUGCAAGAUCUUAUUCCAUGCCCACUUCUAAAAGGUUAGAAGGUAAAGUAGCCCUAAUAACUGGGGGUGCAAGUGGGCUUGGCAAGGCCACUGCCCAUGAAUUCAUUCAACAUGGAGCCCAAGUCGUAAUUGUCGAUAUUGAUUCUGAGUUGGGCCAAAAUGUUGCCAAUGAUCUGGGCCCUGCAGCCCAUUUUGUCCAGUGUGAUGUUUCUGUGGAGGCCCAAGUAAAAGAAGCCGUAGAGAUUGCGGUUGCGCGUCAUGGUAAACUCGACAUAAUGUACAACAACGCCGGGAUAACAGGUCCGUCCGUACCGCCGAGCAUCGUAGACCUCGACCUUGGAGAGUUCGACAGGGUAAUGCAAGUCAACGUUCGGGGCACGAUUGCAGGAAUAAAGCAUGCAGCCCGAGUAAUGAUACCCGCGGGCUCCGGGUCCAUUCUAUGUACAUCUAGCAUAUGUGGGGUAUUGGGUGGGCUUGGCCCACAUUCAUACACAAUAUCAAAAUAUACAAUGCCUGGGAUAGUGAGGUCAAUAGCAAGUGAGCUAUGCAGAAAUGGAAUAAGGAUCAAUUGCAUUUCACCAGGCCCAAUUCCAACUCCGCUAUCAGUGAGCCAAAUAGGCCAAUUCUACCCUGGAGCUACAAGGGAGAAGAUAGUUGAGAUUAUAAAUGGUCUUGGAGAGCUGAAGGGGGCAAACUGUGAAGAAAUCGAUGUGGCCAAGGCUGCCUUGUAUUUGGCAUCAGAUGAAGCAAAGUACAUAACUGGUCACAACCUUGUUGUUGAUGGAGGAUUCACUUGCUUUAAAAGUCUCAGCUUCCCUGCUCCUGAUGAAAUUGUGUAAUAUUUGGCAUUUUCUUAAAUGUUUAGCUCAUUCUUCUUGUUUCUUAAUAAAAAAAACUAAAAUAAUAACUUUUUUCAUAAUGAGAACAUUCCGCUUCUUGCAUUCA
Molecule: messenger RNA, 1200 nt
Organism: Hevea brasiliensis (rubber tree)
Lineage: Eukaryota; Viridiplantae; Streptophyta; Magnoliopsida; Malpighiales; Euphorbiaceae
Product: zerumbone synthase
Exons: 3
Coding region: 195-1094 (299 amino acids)
Source: RefSeq, a predicted model, not a curated record